CCCGCUUGCUUAUUCUCACCGCCCACACCGUCGCCCCUCCCCACACCUCGUCUCGCCUCGCCUCCCCGGGCUGACCCAGGUCAUCAUUUCCCUCCCCGGGCUGCCGGGCUGCCGGGCAAGCCUCAUCAGUCAUCAAUCACCACGCCUUCUCCUUUCCCCCGAAGCACCACCCAAAUAAAAACUCGCCCCGCCGCGGCGCUGUUCGCCUUCCCCUCAUCGUCUCGUCCCAUCGAAACCCUAGGCGACCGGCAUUCGCGCGCUUCUCCCCGCCCCGCCCCGCCCCGCCCCCAUGGAGGACUUCGCGCGCGCGGUGGAGGACGGGCUCAAGCUUUCGAAGCGCCUCAUGCUUCCCAGCGGGCUGCCGCCGCCUCGGCCGCCGUCGGGGAUGGACCGGGCGGUCUCCACGGCCGCGGCCGCGGCCGCCGCCCUGCUGCUGCCGUCGGCGCCGACGGCGUACGCGGUGGUGACGGACCCCUCCGCGGUCGACACCCCCGACGUGCCCAGCUACCAGCCCUACGUGUACGGCCGCCUCGACCCGCCCGCGCUGAUCCCGCUGCAGAUGAAGGAGGUCGACCUGGCCGUCGACUGCGCGCUCGACGCGGCCACCGUCACCGUGCGCGCGCGGUGGUGGCUGCACUGCAUCACGCGCAGCCGCGAGUGCGACGUGCGGCUCAUCGUGCCCAUGGGCGAGCAGGGUUCAAUUCUAGGCGCUGAGGUUACUAUCGGAAGAAGAUCAUAUAAUACUCAAGUAACUGAAGUAGAAGAACACAUGGAGAAUUAUGCAAAAACUGAUAGCGGAGGCCUUCUGAAGCCCGAAUUGUUUUUCUUGACAAUACCACAGGUUGAGGGCGGAGCAGAUAUUUUCGCCACAUUCCGAUGGUCUCAGAAGUUACUCUAUGAUAAUGGGCUCUUCUCUGUUGACAUACCUUUUCGAUUUCCGUACUUUGUCAACCCACUGCCAAAAGUAUUCAUGAAGAGGGAAAAAAUCCAGUUGAAUGUGAACAGUGGUUUCAGUAAAGAGAUUCUAUUGCAGGGAACGAGCCACCCGUUGAAGGAAAAGGGCAGGCAAGGUGAUAAAUUAUCUUUUCUGCAUGAAGCCAUUGUUGAGAAUUGGUCGAGCAAAGAUUUCAAUUUUUCAUACAGUGUUUACUCUGGUGAUUUGUCUGGUGUUGUGCUCGUGCAACCCUCAACAUUACAUGACUAUGAUGAUAGAGACAAAUUCUGCAUUUUUCUUUUACCUGGAAGUGGAAAUAGAAAGGUCUUCAGAAAAGCAGUUGUGUUUAUUGUUGAUACAAGUGGAAGUAUGCAAGGAAAGCCUCUUGAGAAUGUGAAGAAUGCGGUGUCUACUGCUCUUUCAGAGCUUGCGCAAGGAGAUUACUUCAACAUUAUAACUUUUAACGAUGAGCUUCACUCAUUCUCGUCAUGUUUAGAGCAAGUAAAUGACAAAACAAUAGCAAGUGCAACUGAUUGGAUGAACUCAAACUUUGUUGCUGGGGGUGGCACAGAUAUUAUGCAUCCUUUGAGUGAGGCAAUGGCGUUACUGUCAAGUGCUCAUGAUGCACUUCCACAAAUAUAUCUUAUCACUGAUGGAUCGGUUGAUGAUGAACAUAACAUCUGCCAAAUUGUGAAAACCGAGCUCAUCAAUAGAGGAUCUAGAUCUCCUCGGAUUUCUACUUUUGGCCUAGGAUCAUAUUGCAACAACUAUUUCCUGCGCAUGCUGGCAUCAAUUGGCAAGGGACAUUAUGAUUCUGCACUUGAGACAGGAUCAAUUGAGAGUAGGAUACUUAAGUGGUUCAGGAGAGCAUCAAGUACAAUUGUGGCAAAUAUCUCCGUUGAUGCUACGGUACAUCUUGAUGAAUUUGAAGUGGAUUCUGAGUACAUUCCAGACAUUUCAGCGAAAUCUCCUUUAUGUGUAUCUGGAAAAUACCACGGCAAAUUCCCAGAGACAGUUAAAGCUAAGGGUUACGUGGCUGACAUGAAAGAAAUAUCAGUCGAACUGAAGGUCCAACAUAUAAAGGAAAUACCUCUCGACAAAGUUUUGGCAGCACAGCAGAUUGGUCUUUUGACAGCGAAAGCAUGGUUUUCUGCAGACAAACAACUGGAGAGAAAGGUGAUUAAAUUAAGCAUACAAAAUAGCAUUCCAUCGGAAUACACAAGCAUGGUCUUACUUCAAACCAAUCAGGAGAAAGUAGAUGCAACACAAAAGGUCAAGCAGAAACUAAAAGGACACGAAGGCCCAGAUGAGCUACGAAUCCCACUUCAUGGCCUAAAACUCGGAUUUGGUGACAAAGUCGCUACAAAGGAAAAUCUCAUCACAGGAUUUGAGGAUUUAAAACCACCUGAGAAGUUGCAGAUCUUCACCAAGGCUGCUGGCUGCUGCAGCCGCCUCGCUGACACUCUCUGCUGCAUGUGCUGCAUCAAGGCGUGCAACAGGAUGAACGACCAGUGUGCCAUUUUGAUGGUGCAGAUCUGCGCGGCUCUUUCGUGCCUAGGCUGCUACGAGUGCUGCACGGAGGUGUGCUGCGGAGGGUCGGACUCAUAGUUUUGCAACCCGGGCGUUGUGUUUUGUAUUGUUACGAAGGUUUGGUGAUUUGGAGUGUACAUAAUAGAGUUUGCGGAAGUCUGGGGUCAAAUUCUGUACAGCUUGAUCGAGGAUGACAGUCUUGGUUGCACAACAUCUCCUUGUUAAGACAUCAAAUAUGGGGACCACCAGUCCAAAUGUUCUAAUGAGCUUUUACUGGAGUAUAUGCAAAAGAGGAAUGCCAGAG
Molecule: messenger RNA, 2768 nt
Organism: Phragmites australis (common reed)
Lineage: Eukaryota; Viridiplantae; Streptophyta; Magnoliopsida; Poales; Poaceae
Exons: 13
Coding region: 290-2542 (750 amino acids)
Source: RefSeq, a predicted model, not a curated record